Messenger RNA from Mastomys coucha (southern multimammate mouse), 3085 nucleotides. RefSeq names its product pannexin 2 (gene Panx2). Lineage: Eukaryota; Metazoa; Chordata; Mammalia; Rodentia; Muridae. The coding region runs from base 848 to 2908 and encodes 686 amino acids. Gene Ontology annotation, molecular function: channel activity. The transcript has 4 exons. The record is from RefSeq and is a predicted model, not a curated record. Gene Ontology annotation, biological process: positive regulation of interleukin-1 production; monoatomic cation transport.
CCGACAGUGGGUAAAGCAAUGGAGAUGCUGGGUUAACAAGCAUAUCCGCACUGGCUGGCAUCCCAUCACAGCGUUUAACUAGGCGCUCCUGGGUCUGGGACAUGGCUGCAGUGAAGAGGCAUCCGGGAGCUUUGGAAAGGACGCCCCACAACAUUUAUGUGCAGGCAGUAGCCUGGGAAAGAGGGUUCGGGCUUCCUUGCCCUUGACUGCUACACCUCACAGGGCAACCUCUGCGCCUAUGUGGAGCCCGGGUCCCCGUGAGGAGCAAGUGAGCUGAGGUGUAGAGCUAGAAGCCUCUGGCUACCAGACCUGAUCUGAUCCCAGAGCGGACGAUCCGCCUCUUUCCGUGCACAGGGCUAGAGGGGCCAGGGCUUGGCCCAACCCUGAUGCAAGGGGAUGCUCAAUAUGAACUCGGUUCAUUUCAUUUAAAAAUUUUAUUUUUUAUUUUUUUGCAAAGUCAUCGCCAACGCCGCAGCUACGUGAAGGGUGGGGGGGGCUGGGGGCGGAGCCACGCCGCGGAGUUGCCGCAGGUAAACAGCCCCCCUCCCCGGCGGGAGCGGGCCGCACGGCCCAGGCAGGAGAGCCGCCGCCGCCCCCGGGAGGGACGCAGGGCGCGGGCCGGCUACAGUGCACGGCGGGGGCGGCGGCGGCGGCGGCCCGGCGCCCUGACAGCUCGACCCCUCUCGCGGGGCGGCAGACCCCCGAGCCCUGCCGCAUCCCCGCUGCCAUCCCUCUUCCAGCGCCCCUCCCGUGACCUCGGUCUCCAUCGCCCCCCGCCGCCCUCUCCGGCGCGCGGCCCCGCCCGCGCCCCCCGCCCGUAACCCGCCGGGCCGCGCCCCCGCCCCCCAUGCACCACCUCCUGGAGCAGUCGGCGGACAUGGCGACAGCACUGCUGGCGGGCGAGAAGCUGAGGGAGCUGAUCCUGCCUGGCUCGCAGGACGACAAGGCGGGCGCGCUGGCCGCGCUGCUGCUGCAGCUCAAGCUGGAACUGCCGUUCGACCGCGUGGUCACCAUCGGCACCGUACUGGUCCCCAUCCUGCUGGUCACCCUGGUCUUCACCAAGAACUUCGCAGCCCGUGUUUCCUCUCUGCCCUCAGAGGAACCAAUUUACUGUUAUACUCCGCACAACUUCACCCGUGACCAGGCGCUGUACGCCCGUGGCUACUGCUGGACAGAGCUGCGGGAUGCGCUGCCGGGCGUGGAUGCCAGCCUCUGGCCAUCGCUGUUUGAGCACAAGUUCCUGCCCUAUGCACUGCUGGCCUUUGCUGCCAUCAUGUACGUGCCCGCCCUGGGCUGGGAGUUUCUCGCCUCCACACGCCUCACUUCCGAGCUCAACUUCCUGCUCCAGGAGAUCGACAACUGCUACCAUCGAGCCGCCGAGGGUCGCGCCCCCAAGAUUGAGAAACAGAUCCAAUCCAAGGGGCCGGGCAUCACGGAGCGUGAGAAGCGAGAGAUCAUCGAGAACGCCGAGAAGGAGAAGAGCCCCGAGCAGAAUUUGUUUGAGAAGUACCUGGAGCGCCGGGGCCGCAGCAACUUCCUGGCCAAGCUGUACUUGGCACGGCACGUACUGAUCCUGCUGCUGAGUGUGGUGCCCAUCUCCUACCUAUGCACAUACUACGCCACCCAAAAGCAGAAUGAGUUCACCUGUGCCCUGGGCGCCUCCCCCGACGGGCCGGUGGGUAGUGCUGGGCCCACGGUGCGUGUCAGCUGUAAGCUGCCAUCCGUGCAGCUGCAGCGGAUCAUUGCCGGUGUGGACAUCGUCUUACUGUGCUUCAUGAACCUCAUCAUCCUAGUCAACCUCAUCCACCUCUUCAUUUUCCGCAAGAGCAACUUCAUCUUUGACAAACUACACAAGGUGGGGAUCAAGACGCGCCGGCAAUGGCGCCGCUCACAGUUCUGCGACAUCAACAUCCUGGCCAUGUUCUGUAAUGAGAACCGUGACCACAUCAAGUCGCUGAACCGGCUGGACUUCAUCACCAACGAGAGCGACCUCAUGUACGACAAUGUGGUGCGGCAGCUUCUGGCUGCCUUGGCUCAGUCUAACCAUGACACCACGCCCACGGUGCGGGACUCGGGCAUCCAGACCGUGGACCCCAGCAUCAACCCUGCAGAGCCUGAUGGCUCUGCUGAGCCACCCGUGGUCAAGCGGCCCCGUAAGAAAAUGAAGUGGAUCCCCACCAGCAACCCGCUGCCACAGCCCUUCAAGGAGCAGCUGGCCAUUAUGCGCGUGGAAAAUAGCAAGACUGAGAAGCCCAAGCCUGUGCGCAGGAAGACAGCCACAGACACACUUAUUGCCCCGCUGCUGGACGCUGGGGCCCGGGCUGCCCACCACUACAAGGGUAGUGGAGGUGAUUCGGGCCCCUCCUCUGCCCCUCCUGCUGCCUCUGAGAAAAAGCAUACCCGCCACUUCUCCUUGGACGUGCAUCCCUAUAUCCUAGGUACCAAGAAGGCCAAGACUGAGGCGGUACCCCCUGCCCUACCAGCCUCUCGGAGCCAGGAAGGUGGUUUCCUGUCCCAGACAGAAGAAUGUGGGCUGGGCCUGGCUGCAGCACCCACCAAAGAUGCUCCGCUCCCUGAGAAGGAAAUCCCAUACCCCACAGAGCCUGGCCUGCCAGGGCUUCCAUCUGGGGGCCCAUUCCAUGUCUGCUCACCCCCCACGGCCCCUGCUGCCGCUUCCCUGUCUCCAGGCAGCUUGGGCAAGCCUGACCCCCUCACCAUCCUGAGCCGAAACGCCACUCACCCCCUGCUCCACAUCAGCACGCUGUAUGAGGCUCGGGAAGAGGAGGAAGGAGGCCCCUGUGCACCCUCAGACAUGGGUGACCUCCUCAGCAUACCCCCACCCCAGCAGAUCCUCAUCGCCACCUUCGAGGAGCCGAGGACAGUUGUCCUGUUUCCCAAGUGCCACUGACCAUAGACUAUCCAGACAGUGGCUGCAUGCGUGCGUGCGUACAUGCCUGCGUUGCGUGCGUGUGCUGCCCCGGAGCGUAUGCAGAGCUGAAGUAGACAUGGGAAAGGCUGAGCGCACUGGAUCCAGGGGACUGGCUCUUUGGGAGAUCUGAAGCCAAUAAAGUAGCCACUUCUCACC